AUGACGUUAACUCAGCCUCAUUGGUCGGCCGGCCGAGAUGCGACUUACUUAUCCGCCCAUUUUCAUCCCCUUCACCAUCUGCUUGUUCCCUCUCAAGAGGGCCGACUCAGUUCCGGGCUUCGCCGAGACUUGAAUCCAGCCGAGCCGACUCAAGCCUACACAACUCGUUCAAGGCGAGCCAGGCCGACCGGAUUAGAGGGGGACAAAUUAGGCGGAGACGUGGAGUCGCGGCUAGUUAUAAUGAAGAGAUAUGAAGGGGAGCCAGAAAAGGGGCAAUAA
This is a messenger RNA of Protopolystoma xenopodis, 279 nucleotides long. Lineage: Eukaryota; Metazoa; Platyhelminthes; Monogenea; Polystomatidea; Polystomatidae. The record is from the annotation of a GenBank genome assembly.